Molecule: messenger RNA, 3801 nt
Organism: Lampris incognitus (smalleye Pacific opah)
Lineage: Eukaryota; Metazoa; Chordata; Actinopteri; Lampriformes; Lampridae
Gene: tsc1a
Product: TSC complex subunit 1a
Exons: 24
Biological process (GO): negative regulation of TOR signaling; negative regulation of cell population proliferation; regulation of cell cycle
Cellular component (GO): TSC1-TSC2 complex
Source: RefSeq, a predicted model, not a curated record
CGCUUUGGUGUUCAACAUGGCCGCGACCUGCGUCCGACAGCGCGUCUGAAAGGUAGUGACAAUGACAUCAGAGCUGACCAACGUCACUGAACUGCUCCCCCUGCUGGAGAGUUCUGACCUGCAGCGACUGGAACAGGUUAAAGCUGCCAUCAAUGACCAGCUCAGCACAGACCGUGGAAACCUGGUGUUGUCCAGUCUGGUUGAAUUCUACCUGGACAGCAGCUCUCCACAAGCAGCCCUGCUCCUCUCCUCUGUCAGAGAACCACAUGACAAGCUCCUCCUGGAGAAGCUGAAUGAGAGUCUGCUGAAGUCUGGGACUCGUCUGGCCGCGCUCACCCUGCUGGGGCAGGUGGUGCAGAAACAGCCCCCCUGGGUGCACAAGAUCAGCCGCCUGCCCCUGCUGACCUCUCUGCUCAAAUGCCUCAAGACAGACAUCGACGUGGUGAUUCUAAUUACGGGGGUUCUGGUUCUGGUCAGCCUGCUACCCAUGGUCCCUCAUGCUGGAAAACAACACAUCUACGACUCCUUUGAUGUGUUCGGACGACUGGCCGCCUGGAGUCUGAAAAACCCUGGUCACAUCCCUGGAGUUUACCUGCUGCACCUCCAUGCCAGUGUGUACUGCCUGUUUCACCGGCUGUAUGGGAUGUUUCCCUGUAACUUCAUCUCAUACCUCAGACUGCACUACAGCAUGAAGGAGAACCUGGACACCUUCCAGGAGCUGGUCAAGGUGGGUGGAACCUCCAGACCUCCUCCUGCUGCACCUACUACAGCAGGAAUUAGAAUGUGAGAACCUCUGGUUUAGCCCAUGUUGGAACAUGUUAGGGUUCACCCUGAGUUGGUCACUGGGACUCCGGACUAUGAACUAGACUCUUCUAGGUGGAAAUGUUAUGAGGUCCAUGACAUUGUGAUUGAAUGUGCCAAAGUGUGUUUGGAUCCUAGGGAGGCUUCCUUUGAGGAUGGUUACUCCUCUCUGCCAGACCGCACCUCCCUCCCGAGACCCCCUCCCUUCUCCUCACCCCCAGGUGUUGACCUCACUUCCAGCCCCCAGCCCCAGCCUCUCAUCAGCAUGGGAAGUCCUGCCUCCACACCCCUGUCAGCAGAACAGACCUGUCCGUCUCAGUCUACCUCUCAGCUGGCUGGGGUCACGGCCUAUAUACAGCGGUGUGAAGCUGAUGAGGUCACUUGGAGCCCUUCCUCACAGUGUGAUUUGGCCACACCCCCUGUCUCCCGUGGAAUCUCUCCUGCUAACGUUCUGGAAUCCUCACAAGGCUCCUCCCACUUCCAGCCGCCAAGCAGGACUGCCUCCAUAUCAGGAGUAAGAAGCCCAUCCUCCACAACAGCUGAGGACUAUCAACAUGGUGACAACUGCAACCUGCCAGAGAAACUACCGUCGGUAGACGUGGAUGGUUCAGCCAGCCAGCCAAUCACAGAGGAGAGACGCCAUGGCGAGAACGUCAAUGUCGACAGAGGAGGGUGGAGUUGGACUCUGACAGAGGUGUCUGAUUUCAUCAGAGAGAGAGAUGUGGAGUUUGGACACACCACAGGACACAAAGAGAGAGACGAAGAGGAAAUAUUGAAGCUAGGUGUCUCUCAGACUCCCUCCUUUCAGGGCGCCUGUCUGUCCUCCACACCAAGCCACACUGAGCCCCAAGUGGGCAUGUCCAACCACCUGCCCCACUGGUCCUUCAGGCCCUCUUUUACCCCAAUCCAGGGUCGUUCCCCAGAGGGCCCUAAUGGGUGGGGCCACAGCUCUGUUAAGUCAGAGGAGGGGGGCCUUUCUCAGUUCUGCCCCUCCAGUCCUGACCAGGCUAAUUCUCCUCCCUAUGAGCCCCUCUUCCAGCUGGCUCUGCCCAGGGCAGCAUCUCUGUUUGUCAGCAGGAAGACACAGGAGUUGGUGGAGAGGGCAGGAGGAAAGCAGGAGAAAAGAGCGUGGAACCAGGAGGAGGGGGAAGAGGACUGCUCCUCUUUCUCUCCACUGGAGAUGCUGGACCGUCUGAUCCUGCAGGGACACCAGGCCCACCAGAGACUCAGCAUGAGAUUCUCCGUGCCCAAUAAGUCUGUGGACUGGAGCCAUUUUGGAGGUAAACAACAGAGCAUGAAAGCCAAAGGCUCCACCCAGGAGGAGGAGCUACAGACCCUCAGGAGCCAGUUACUGUUGGUGUACAACCAGCUCCAGUAUGAGAGAUACAAGCGUCAACAGCAUGCCAUCAGGAACAGACGACUGCUACGCCAAGUCAUCAACGCUACCACCCUCGAGGAACACAACCACUCUAUGAGGGAGCAGUUGGGUCUACAGGAUGUAGAGAUUCAGUCUCUGAAGUCCAGCCUGGCAGAGGAGCAACGCCGCUACACCCAUCUCCAGCAUGAAACACACACUCACGCUACACGCCUGCACACACAAAUCCAACAUCUGCAGCGACAACACCAGGAGGAAUAUACCAAGAACCAGAGACUACAGAGUGAGCUCCAGGAGUGUCAUAGCAGGCUUGGAGAGUUGGAGGUGGAGCUUCAGAAGGCCAAUAACGAGGCUUACGGUGCUGAACACCAGCUAACACAGCUGUCACUCAAGUUAGUUAGCAGAGAGGAGAUGAAGCAGCAGAUAUCCCUGUUGAACAGACAACUUCUUCUACUGCAAGAGACAAACAGACUGUUGACCUUUCAACAAGAGAGAGACCCACUCUACAAACAGUUUAUGAACGAUGACUCCAAGUUUGGGCUGCAGUAUUUACUUAACACUGUGACAUCUGUACACCAACCAUCAUUUAUGGAGAAGCAAAUUCCGCCACCCUUCGCUUUCCUCGAUAGCACCGUUAUGCGAUCCACUCAGUGUAGGCAGAAGCCCGGCACAUUUAACCCGCUAGCGGGGGUGGAUUCGCUGAGCCAGGUUUCAGUGAAACAAGGGCAGCAGAACGUGCAACGUCCUUGUUUUUCCACUGAGAAGCAGCUAGUCCAUUUUGUUAAGCAUGGAGCGGAGAUUCACCAGGAAGUGUCUAUGCUGCAGUGCAUGGUGGGAAAGGAAGAGAAACGUCUGAGGGAGAGUGAGGCCCAGAAGAGCCAGAGACUGGAAGCAGCCAAUCACAGGAUAUCUGAGCUAGAGGCUCAGCUGAACAGAAAAGACCAACUGAUCCUGGACCAGAAGAAGCUUCUGGAGGAAACCAAGAGCCAGGCCAGGGCUCAGCUGGUGGCCAGUGAGAGUUGCUCGUUGGCGCUGAGGAGAGUCACCCAGGCUCUGCAGACUGAGAUGUUACAGCUGUACAGUCAGACCGACCUGAACGCACACACCCCAACACACAGCAGCACACACCAACACACAAGACACACCGGUUCACACACUCAGUCUGAGGACCAGGGCCCCAACACCAACAGCAACCAGCCCACCUCCUCUGCCAGCAUCGUCAAUGGGAGUGUGGAGGCUCUCUCCACCUCCCCCCUGCAGCUCCUCUCCACCUCCUCCCCCCGCUCACUCUCCCCCAUCGACUUCCCGCUACCUGUGGGCUCCUACCCCACUGAGGGCUCCUUCCUGGAGCAGAGAGCCCGACAGCUCUUCAGGCCCCCUGGAAAGGAGCAGGAGGAAGAGGAGGAGGCCCAGGAGGAGGCUCUGUCUGUAGGCCAGGAGGCAGAGGAGGUGUCUCUUCACCCAGGAGGCCUCCAGUCUUCCAGCCAGGCCAUGGCUCCCAGCGUGACCCCACUUGACCUCGGCACCUCCCAGCCUCCUCCUGACCCCAGCGAGGACAACAGCUGGAGGAGACACCAGCUCAGCAUCAUGGACUAUGAUGAGUCCCUACCAGAGUACUGACAGAU